Molecule: messenger RNA, 402 nt
Organism: Prunus armeniaca (apricot)
Lineage: Eukaryota; Viridiplantae; Streptophyta; Magnoliopsida; Rosales; Rosaceae
Source: the annotation of a GenBank genome assembly
AUGGCAACUGGUAGACCAAAAAAGUACCACCUCAAAGGUUUUGCCUUUGCACUUCAGGUAUUUCUAGUGUUGGUUGCACUACAUUUGGUGCUGCACGAAGAUAAUGCCUACAUCCCUAGCAUACUACAUUGGAGGAGCAAUAGUUCAGCUCGUUUUCAUGAGCUAAUGAGCCAAGUAUUCGAGAACCAUGAGGGUAAACUCGUGUCCAAUGAGUUACGCACUUUGAAGCGUGACUUUCAAAGGACAAAGGAUGAAUUGGCCAAUGUAGCCCGUUCAAAUAAAGCGCUUCACAACAGAGUUCAUGAGUUGGAAGAAAUGGUACGCAAUGAGUCAUUGAAACUGGAAAGAGAGUUUGCAAAAAGUAAAAAAUGUGUGGAGGAUUUCGGCAAGACACUCGCUUAA